Messenger RNA from Alternaria infectoria, 1515 nucleotides. RefSeq lists its product as uncharacterized. NCBI's taxonomy places the organism in Eukaryota, Fungi, Ascomycota, Dothideomycetes, Pleosporales, Pleosporaceae. Bases 1 to 1515 code for a protein of 504 amino acids. The transcript has 2 exons. The record is from RefSeq and is a predicted model, not a curated record. Gene Ontology annotation, biological process: amine transport; transmembrane transport. Gene Ontology annotation, molecular function: amine transmembrane transporter activity.
AUGCGUUCCCCAAUCGACUUCGUGAAGGAUCGCCAUAAUGGCCGGUACCGUGAGAGCAUCGACAGCGAUGACUACCCUUUAGCGCAACCCCGGAAUGAAACCGAGCAACCAUCAACGAAUGGACCUACUGCUCUUCCAUCGUUGCCAGAACCAUACUCGGCUUUCUCGGUGAAUCGCAGAAGAUUCAUUCUAGGCGUCGUUACAGCGGCGGGCUUCUUUGGACCACUAUGCGGAGCUGUUUACUUGCCUUCUCUGAAGAUCUUCGAGAAGAUCUUUGAUGCAUCGGAGACUGCGGUAAACGGUACAGUCUCAAUGUAUAUGAUGGUGUUCGCCAUUGCCCCUCUCUUCGGCGCUGCCGCCUCAGAUCUAGGCGGAAGGAAAACAGUGUACAUAGUCGGACUCGGCAGUUUCCUCGUCGCGAAUACCCUACUUGCUGUGCUGCCACCACAUAUCGCGGAGCUGUACAUUCUCCGUGUCUUCCAGGCAUUCGGAUCAUGUAUCGUCUUCUCCGUCGGAGCCGGUACCGUUGCCGAUAUCACUGAGCCUGCCAAACGUGGAACCGCUUUAGCAUGGUUUUUAAUGGGACCUCAGCUUGGCCCUGUCCUUGGUCCGCUUAUUGGUGGUGCACUCGCGGACGAGAGUAGAUGGCGAUGGAUAUUCGGUUUCCUCUCGAUCGCAAGUUUUCCGGUAUAUCUCCUCAUCGUCUUCUGUACGCCAGAGACACUGCGAUCGCUGGUAGGCAACGGCGCACCUGUCGCAAAUCAGCCUUGGUUUUCGAUACCCAAGUUCCGGACACAGCCUUGUACAGACUCGAGGGCUCCGAAAGCUCCCCGUCCAACGCCUCGAAAGUUCCUGCAUCUUCUCAAAUACCCUCCACAUUUGAUCGUUUCCUUCAACGGAGCAUUCCAGUUUGCUGGACUGUAUGCCAUUUUCAUCUCUUUUGCCACCAUUUGGCAGGAGGCUUACGGUUGGACGGCAGCAGAGACUGGGUAUGCCUAUAUAUGUCCUGGUAUUGCGAUGUUCGUUGCUUCGAUGGUCGUCGGUCGACUUUCCGACCGGAUGCGGAAGAGGGCUCUUGCGAAGAGCUCUACUGGCAAGGUUGCACCUGAGCGAAGAAUUACCAUCCAGAUCUUUGGCUUCGUCAUCGCUGCGGCUGGAAAAAUUAUGUUCGGCUGGUUUGCGCUCGCUCAAUUUCACCCCGCAGCGGUCCUCUUCUGUACGGCUUUGGCUGCAAUCGGCAUGUCUAUCAUCUUCGUCACCAGCACAUCCUUCCAGACUGAGUGCGACCCUGGCCAGGCGGCUAGUCUAGUGGCUUUGGCAGGAUUCAUGCGCAACAUGGCUGCCGCGAUCUCCUCACUGAUCAUGGCCAGCAUUUUGGAUGCAAUGGGUUGGGGUUGGGCGUUCACCGGUCUGGGAAUCAUAGAUCUCCUCUGUAUACCAGGAAUCAUCCUGGUCAUUUUCCGUGGUCCAAAGUUCCGACAGGAGUUGGAACGCGGGCAGCAGCCAAAGAAAUAA